UUUCCACCCUGUACCCCAGCCGCCCGACGCGUCACGGCCAGUGUUGUGUCAGCCUCAAGACGGUAAACUGUUAACUUUGCAGUCUCCACUAUGACAGAACCUUGUGCCGGAGCCGUACUCAUCGAGGGAAAGACGAAGGUGGUGAAGGUGUGUGAUGACAGGGGUCACGUUUUGGUAGUGAACAAGGACCGCAUUACAGCUGGGGAUGGGGUCAGAGCUCAUGAUUUGGAAGGCAAAGCCGCCAUCUCAAACUCUACCAAUGCUAAGGUUUUCACUUUCCUCCAAGAGGCAGGCAUCAAAACAUCAUGGGUCCGGACUUUUGACAGCAAAAGUUACCUGGCUCGUAAGUGUCACAUGGUACCACUGGAAUGGGUGACACGUCGAGUUGCCACAGGAUCUUUUCUCAAACGCCACACUGGUGUCACAGAAGGUUACCGAUUUACACCCCCUAAGUUGGAGACCUUUUAUAAGGAUGAUGCCAACCAUGAUCCACAGUGGAGUGAAGAGCAGGUCCUUGAAGCCAAGUUAAAUGCAGGAGGUGUAGUGAUUGGACGACUGGAGUAUGACAUCAUGGCACGUACAACAGUGACAGUGUUUGAGGUGUUGGAGCGGGCAUGGGCUGCCUUGGACUGUGCUCUUAUUGAUAUGAAGAUAGAGUUUGGCAUUGAUGAAGAAACGAAGGAAAUCCUGGUUUCCGACACAAUUGACUCGGACUCCUGGAGACUUUGGCCUUCAGGUGACAAGAGGCUCAUGAAGGACAAACAGGUCUACCGCAAUCUAGAGACUGUCACUGAUGAGGGUCUAAGUCAAGUAAAGCGGAACUUCCAGUGGGUUGCUGACAAGUUGGAUUCUUUUAUUCCCAAGCCUAGAGGAUUGGUAGUGGUGUUAAUGGGAUCCCCAUCUGAUGCUCAACAUUGCGAGAAAAUCCGUGAACAUUGUAAGAAGUUGAGUGUCCCUUGUGAACUGCGAGUCACUUCUGCUCAUAAAGGAACACAGGAAACACUUGCCAUUAUUACACAAUAUGAGGGCAUGGGCAUUCCUCUAGUGUUUGUGGCAGUGGCUGGUCGGAGUAAUGGCCUGGGCCCAGUCACUUCUGCCAAUACCUGCUGCCCAGUGAUCAACUGCCCACCACUCAAGCCUGAAGAUGUAGCAAGAGAUGUGUGGUCGUCCCUCAGCCUGCCUUCAGGUAUGGGUUGUGGUACAGUGCUUUACCCUGAGGCAGCAGCUCAGAAUGCUGCUUCCAUUCUUGCACUGAGUGACCAUGUUAUCUGGUCCAAGAUAAGGGCAAAACAACUCAACCUGUGGACUGCACUCAAGCAAGCAGAUUGGAGCAUGUGCCAGUCGAACUGAUAUUUCUGAAUUCUUAUCCAUAAGAUUAAUUAUCAUAUUAACUUUGUUGAAUAUACUUAUUGAAAAUUU
Molecule: messenger RNA, 1419 nt
Organism: Homarus americanus (American lobster)
Lineage: Eukaryota; Metazoa; Arthropoda; Malacostraca; Decapoda; Nephropidae
Gene: Paics
Product: multifunctional protein ADE2-like
Exons: 9
Coding region: 91-1350 (419 amino acids)
Biological process (GO): 'de novo' IMP biosynthetic process
Molecular function (GO): phosphoribosylaminoimidazolesuccinocarboxamide synthase activity
Source: RefSeq, a predicted model, not a curated record